AUGGACAUCGUCAUGUGCGUCGCCGAGAAGCCGUCGAUCGCCGACGCCAUCGCCAAGGCGCUGGCCAAGUCGACGGUGUCGACGCGCGGCGGGUCGCCGCGGACGCACGAGUUCCGCGGCCGCUUCGGCGGCGCGAGCUGCGAGUACCGCGUCACGUCCGUGCUCGGCCACUGCUUCAACCUCGACUUCGCGCCGGCGUACCGCGACUGGGACGGCUGCGACCCGAGCGAGCUCUGGGACGCGCCCGUCGUGCGCGUGCCGAGCAACGGGAGCGUGCUGCGGAACCUGCGGGAGACGGCCAAGGACUGCGACGCGCUCGUGCUCUUCCUGGAUUGCGACCGCGAGGGCGAGGCCAUCGCGUUCCAGGUCAUGGACGUCACCCAGAGCGAGCUCCGGCCCGGCGCGACGGUCCACCGCGCCAAGUUCUCGGCCGUGACGCCCGCGGACAUCGAGAAGGCCAUGGCGACGCUCGGCGAGCCCGACGAGCGCCUGUCGGAGGCCGUCAUCGCGCGCCAGGAGCUCGACUUGAGGGUGGGCGUCGCGUUCACGCGGUUCACGACGCGCCACUUCCAAUCCAAGUACGCGGGCCUCGACGCGCGGACGCUGUCCUACGGGCCCUGCCAGACGCCGACGCUGGGCUUCGUGGUGAGGCGCGAGGACGAGAUCGCGACCUUCGAGCCGGAGCCCUACUGGUUCCCGGACGCGGCGCUCGAGGUCGACGGCGCCUUCGCGGACGCGACCUGGGCCCGGGGCCGGUGCUUCGACCGGAGCGUCGCCGCCGCGCUCUGCCGCGGCGCGGCCGCCGCGGGGGUCGCGACGGUGGUGGAGUCGACGGCGGGGACGUCGACGAAGGCGCCGCCGCUGCCCUUCAACACCGUGGACCUGCUCAAGGCCGCGAGCCGGGUUUUACGCUUGUCGCCGGCGAUGGCGAUGAAGCACGCGGAGCACCUCUACCUCGACGGCUUUUUGAGCUAUCCGCGCACGGAGACGAACAAGUUCCCGCCGUCCAUGGAUCUACGGGCGGCCAUCGAGCAGCAGGCGGGCGACGCGCGGUGGGGCGCGCACGCCGCGGAUCUUUUGGAACGGAGCGCGUGGCGGCGGCCGAAGAGGGGACUUGACGCGGGCGACCACCCGCCCAUUACUCCUACCGCUCCGGCGCCGCCGGGCGUCCUGAACGGCAAGGCCGCGGCGCUUUAUGAUUUGGUGACGCGCCGCUUCCUGGCGUCGGUCUCGGAAGACGCGGCGUACGCGGACCAGCGAGUGGCCGUCGACCUCGCGGGCGAACGCUUCGUCGUCGAGCGGCGCGCGCUCGUCGCGCCGGGUUUCCUGGACGUGCUCCGGCCGCACCGCGACGACGACGCGGGCCCGCCGCUGUUCCUGGAGCUGCCGGCGGUCGGCGCGCGGCCGCGGGCGAAAUGCGCGGCGGCGCCGCGCGAGGCGACGACGCGGCCGCCCGAGCGCCUGAGCGAGGCGGACUGCGUCGCCCUCAUGGAGAAGCACGGCAUCGGCACGGACGCGUCGAUCCCGAGCCACAUCGAGAACGUCUGCAAGCGUCUCUACGUCGCCGUCGACGGCAAGUCGCGGCGGCUGCGGCCGACGGAGCUCGGCACGGUCGUCUGCCGGGGCUUUUUGAGGGUAGACGCGUCGCUCGUGCUCCCGGAGGUGCGCGCGGCCAUCGAGGCCGCCUGCGACCUCAUCGCCGGGGGCGAGGCGCCGCGGGAGGCCGUGGUCGCGCACUGCGUCGCGAACUUCGCGGCCAAGUACGCCCACCUCGCGGCCCACGUCGACGCCAUGGAGCAGCUCUUCGACGCCGUCUACGCCGAGCGGCCCGAGGACGACGCGUCGCGGUCGGCCUUCAGCCGCUGCGGCCUCACGGGCCACUACCUGCACCUCGUGCCGCGGCCGCAGCGCUUGUACGACCCGGCGACGAAGGACGUCGUCGACCUGCCGCGGCCGGGGUCCGUCGCGGCGUCGAACGGGCGCCGCUGCCCCGCCUGCCGCUCGGAGCUGCUCUGGUACGGCCUGCGCGACGGCGCCGGGGACGCGGCGAAGACGGCGACGUACCCGCUCUGCGGCGCGUGCUACGAC
Messenger RNA from Aureococcus anophagefferens, 2088 nucleotides. RefSeq lists its product as hypothetical. The annotation marks the transcript as partial. Gene Ontology annotation, cellular component: nucleus. Gene Ontology annotation, biological process: DNA topological change. NCBI's taxonomy places the organism in Eukaryota, Pelagophyceae, Pelagomonadales, Pelagomonadaceae. Gene Ontology annotation, molecular function: DNA binding; DNA topoisomerase type I (single strand cut, ATP-independent) activity. The record is from RefSeq and is a predicted model, not a curated record. The transcript has a single exon.